Messenger RNA from Musa acuminata subsp. malaccensis (wild Malaysian banana), 1569 nucleotides. NCBI's taxonomy places the organism in Eukaryota, Viridiplantae, Streptophyta, Magnoliopsida, Zingiberales, Musaceae. The record is from RefSeq and is a predicted model, not a curated record.
AUGGGGUCGCGUCCGAUCGACACCCCAGAAGAACAUCCCCUGCAUGAUGAACCCCGAGACGAACGCCCUGCCACGACAUCGGAGCGCUCCUGGCGGCUGUUCAACGAUCCGGGUUUGUCGCCACCCAAUGCCCCCGUCGGCCCGUCGCCUGUGUCGCCCGAAGCCUUCCAUGACCUCGCUCAUCAAGUCCGAGCACUGGCGGGCGUGCUCGCCAGAGACUUCGAGCUCAACUUCCUAGCCUACGCCCGACCAAAGCCGUCCGUGGCGUUGCUCCUCGGACUCAAACAAAGGGAGGACGAGCCCCUCUCCAAUUUUGUGAACCGUUUUACGACGCAGAUCCGAGGGCUCUCAGAUGCUCACCCCUCUCUGUUGAUGCAGGCAUUCAUGAUAGGCCUGCGGCCUUCCAGGUUCUUUUGGUCUCUGGUGGAGCGACCCCCCACGAUGGUACCCGAGAUGCUCCAGCGAGCGAGCCAGUUCAUCGUCGCAGAGGCAUGGAUGGCCGGGAGGUGCGAAGAGCACAAGAGGGUCAAGUCGGAGUUGCCCCGGCAGCAGCAAUCCGCUGCGUCUCGGCGUAGGUUGGAUAGAUCCGACCCGCUGGCACCGAGGCCCCCUCUCCCCACCUUGAACUCAUCCCGAACAGAAAUAUUUCUCCACAUAAGGGAGAAGGGACUGCUCAAAGAGCCCUACCCGAUGAGGAGUCCGCGGGCGCUGGCGGACCAAUCGAAGUACUGCCGCUUCCGCCGGCAGCACGAGCAUGACACUGAACAGUGCCGGGAGUUAAAAAUGCAGAUCGAGGAGCUCAUUCGUAGGGGACAUCUCGGCCAGUACCUUCGGCCGGACAAGGAACCUUCACCGCGCCCAGAGGGUCCCAUCGAAUGUCACAUUGAUGUGAUAGCUGGCGGCCCCGCAUCAGGCGGGGAUUCCAUGACCAGAAGAAAGGUGUACGCCCGAGCCGCCCCGGCUGAAGCUCCCAGGAAAAGGCCCGAGCCCGAGGUUACUUUCCCGGCCGGAGCAUCCGACCAAUCCGAGCACGACGAUGCGCUCGUGAUAUCGGCAACGAUCGCCAAUGCGCAAGUAAGAAUGAUCAUGGUCGAUACCGGGAGCUCGGCCGACAUACUCUACUUCGACGCCUUCCAAAAGCUCGGCUUGUCCGGAGACAACAUGAAGCCAAUAUUCUCGGCACUCAUCGGAUUCACCGGCAAUUCGAUCUCACCACUGGGGGCAAUCACUUUACCCUUGACCCUGGGGGCCCCACCAAGGUCGAAGACAGUAAUGACCACCUUCUUAGUGAUCGACCUCCUCGCUGCAUACAACGCCAUUCUCGGCCGACCGACCCUCAACAAAGUUAGAGCCGUCGUCUCAACUUACUACCAGACCGUGAAGUUCCCGACCCAUGUCGGGACCGGAGAAGUCAUGGGAAGCCCCCGAGAAUCCAAGCGCUGCUACCUGACCGUCGUUUCACUACACAAGAGAGCAAGGGUCGAGCCACCAUUGGCGGACCCCUGGAGGCGAAGAAGCCAGCCCCCCAUCCUGAGCCGAGGGGAUCCACCAUCGACUUGCCGCUGCUAG